Arabidopsis arenosa is the source of this 725-nucleotide messenger RNA. Lineage: Eukaryota; Viridiplantae; Streptophyta; Magnoliopsida; Brassicales; Brassicaceae. The record is from the annotation of a GenBank genome assembly.
GCUUUUUCUCAGAUAAGGGAGACGACAAAAUGGAAGUGAAAGGGAAGGAGACAGCUCCGAGUCUGUGUCUGAGCAAAUACGUGGAUCCAUCGAGUGAAGAGAGUCAUAGAUACUAUCUUGCGCGGCAAAAUGCCUUGCAGAUGCUCCGAGACAGAGGCUACCAAGUCUCCGACGAAGAUAUCAAUCUCUCCCUUCACGAUUUUCGAGCUGUUUACGGCGAACGUCCCGAUGUUGAUCGUCUCCGCAUCUCCGCUCAGCAUCGCUCCGAUUCUUCCAAAAAGGUCAAGGUUGUCUUUUUUGGUACUGGUAUGGUUAAAGUCAAUGCAAUCCGCAGUAUAGCAGCGGAUGUACUUAGCCAAGAAACCAUAACCGGGCUGAUUUUGGUUCUGCAAAGCCAUGUAACCAAACAAGCCUUGAAAGCCAUCGAACUCUUUUCUUUCAAGGUCGAGAUAUUCCAGAUAACCGAUCUGCUAGUCAACAUAACCAAACAUUCACUGAAGCCACAACAUCAGGUUUUGAAUGAUGAAGAGAAGACAACACUUCUCAAGAAGUUCAGUAUUGAGGAAAAACAGCUUCCUCGGAUUUCAAAGAAAGAUGCGAUCGUCCGGUACUACGGAUUAGAGAAAGGGCAAGUUGUGAAGGUGAAUUACAGAGGCGAACUCACGGAAUCGCAUGUUGCCUACCGAUGUGUGUGGUGAAGAAACCAAUAAAAACCCAUCUUGUGU